AUGAUUGAGCCCAUUGCUGUCGUCGGGUCUUCCUGUCGCUUCCCAGGCGGCGCUUCAUCUCCGUCCAAGCUGUGGCAACUGCUUAAGAAUCCGAAAGACGUUCUUUCCACCAUACCCAAGGACCGUCUCGGCCUAGGGGCCUUUUACCAUGAAGAUGGCGAGCAUCAUGGAUCUACCAACGUUGUCGCCAAGGGAUAUCUGCUUGAGGAAGACCUGCGAUUAUUUGAUGCCCCAUUCUUCAAUAUCAAUCCGAUGGAAGCCGACGCAAUGGACCCUCAACAGCGUCUGCUGCUUGAAACCGUCUACGAAUGCAUCGAGAGCGCUGGAUAUCCUCUCGACCAGCUGCAAGGAAGCGCAACGUCGGUAUAUGUGGGCUGCAUGACGAACGAUUACCGUGACAUUCAAGGACGAGAUUUGGAGACUAUCAAUCGCUACCAUGGAACGGGCUCCUGUUUUAGCAUUCUCUCCAAUCGAAUCAGUUACUUCUUCGAUCUUCGAGGCCCUUCAGUCACGCUGGAUACUGCAUGCUCAUCGUCUCUGGCCGCACUCCACUUUGCCGUGCAGAGUUUGCGAAAUGGCGAAUCAACUAGUUCAAUUGUCGGAGGCGUGAAUCUAAUCUUCGACUAUACUCCAUAUAUUUCAGAGUCAAAACUACACAUGCUGUCGCCAACAUCACGAAGCUCCAUGUGGGAUGCGUCUGCCGACGGGUAUGCGCGUGGGGAGGGCGUGUCCGCAUUGAUGUUGAAAACACUUUCUCAAGCCCUGGCACAUGGCGAUCACAUCGAAUGCAUCAUCCGCGAGACGGGAAUGGGACAAGAUGGGAGGACGACAGGAAUGACGAUGCCAAGUGGCGAAGCGCAAGCUUCUCUUAUUCGCGAGACAUAUGCUCGCGCCGGCCUCGACCUUCGACGCAAAAGCGAUCGACCACAGUAUUUUGAGGCACACGGCACUGGAACUAUGGCUGGUGAUCCACAGGAGGCUCGUGGCAUUUACGAUGCAUUUUUCAAGUACGAUAAGAAUGACGAUUCCGACGGCGACAUUGACGAGAAGCUAUUCUGUGGAUCGAUCAAGACUGUCAUAGGUCAUCUUGAGGGUUGUGCUGGCCUGGCUGGCCUCCUGAAAGCAUCAUUGGCGGUGCAACAUGGAACCAUUCCGCCUAACCUGCUCUUCCGGAGCUUGAAUCCAGACAUCGCGCCGUACUAUCAUCGUCUGGAAGUUCCUACAAACGCAAUGCCGUGGCCUUCAGGAUCGUUUCCACGUCGUGCGAGUUUGAACAGCUUUGGAUUUGGUGGUACCAACUGUCACGCAAUCAUUGAGCAGUAUAUACCCUCUUCUGCUCCCUAUGCCUCAACACCUGAGCCAACGCCCAACGGACAAGAUUUCUUCGCUGGGCCAUUGCUGCUUUCAGCAUCCACUGGAGCGUCUCUUGCUGCAAACAUCAACGGCUUGGCAGACAUGCUGGAGAUGCAAAGCGAGGACGUAAGCAGCAAUCCCGUCAGCAUAGAAGACCUUGCCUUUUUCACACAAAGCCGUCGAACAACACUCCCACAGCGCAUAUCGUUCUCGGGAGGUAGAUCUAGAAAGUCGUUGAUCGAUGCACUGCGAUCGUCGACAACCGGCGUGGCCUCCGAGAACGUUGGCGUUCGAGCUCCUACGAAGCUGAAAUGGCACAACCCUGGAAUUCUUGGUAUCUUCACAGGUCAAGGCGCACAAUGGGCGACAAUGGGCCGCGAUCUGGCGAGCAAGUGCUAUACAUUCAAGAAAAGUCUCCAGACUUGCGAAGCUGCUCUUGCAUCACUUCCUGAUGCGCCGACUUGGUCACUCACGCAAGAACUUGCUAAAGAGCAAUCGGAAUCGCGCCUCAACGAAGCAGCCCUUGCACAGCCUCUCUGUACGGCGAUUCAGAUCGCUUUGGUGGACACUCUGGCGGCUGCCGGUAUAUCAUUCCGCGGCGUUGUGGGUCACUCAUCCGGCGAAAUCGCUGCUACUUAUGCCGCCGGCCUGCUGUCCGCCGAAGAUGCCAUGCGAGUGGCCUUCUAUCGAGGCCUCCACGCCCACCUAGCGCAAGGAGAACGAGGUCAAAGUGGAGCCAUGUUGGCGGUUGGCUUGGGCAUCGACGAUGCUGAGGCUUUCUGCUUGGACUUUGGCAGCCGUCUGAGCGUCGCAGCCAGCAACUCUCCUACAUCGACCACACUCUCUGGCGAUGAAGAUGCGGUGCUGUCAGCCAAGGAGUUGUUGGACGAGCGAAAGACCUUUGCCAGACUGCUGAAAGUUGACACAGCCUAUCAUUCGGCCCAUAUGCUCCCCUGCGCCGCGCCUUAUCUGGCUUCGCUGAGAGCAUGUAAUAUUCAAGUGCGACCUCAGAACAAUGAAUGCAUCUGGAUCUCCUCAGUCCAUGGUCAUGCUGAGCUGUUAGACGACCCGGCGGAUCUUGAAGUACUGGCUGAUGAAUAUUGGGUUUCCAAUAUGUGUCAGCCAGUUCUGUUCUCUGAUGCCGUCGAGUGCUCUUUAUGGCGUGCUGGACCAUUUGAUCUUGCGGUCGAAGUGGGUGCUCACCCUGCAUUGAAGGGUCCUGCAACACAGACCAUCACGACAGCCUUGGGUCCGAAUGCGCUACUUCCGUAUGUGGCCACUCUGCAACGCGGCCAAAACGACGUUUCAGCAUUCUCUGCUUCGCUCGGGUCCUUAUGGACUACUCUCGGCAAUUGGGUGGAUCUGGACGGCUGGAGGCGAGGAUACCUAGGGCCUGGCUCUGGGGCCUUCGCUCCGGUUGUCAAGUCAAUACCAAGUUACAGCUGGUCACACAACCAGAUUUUCUGGAAGGAGAGUCGCUUGUCCAGCCGAUACCGCCUGGCAGACCGACGACCGCACGAGCUACUUGGUAGACGAGUCGCUGAUGACUCAGACAACGAAAUGCGCUGGCGGAACGUUUUGAAAGUCAGCGAAUUGCCGUGGACAAGGGGUCAUGUCUUCGAAAACGCAAUACUUUUCCCCACCGUAGGCUACGUGGCUUUGGCUGUCCAAGCAGCAGCAGAGAUUGCUGGCCUUGAUCGGAUCAAACUAGUCGAGGUCCACGACUUGGUCAUUCCUCGUGCCUUGGUGCUUGAGGAUAACCACGCCGGGGUGGAGAUAGUAUUCUCUGUGCGGCGUCGACAACCAGCAAGCCAUGACGCCUUGACUGUCGACACAGAUUUUGCUUGCCAUUCGAGCGUUCAGGGUGGCGCUCUGGAGAAGAACGCCAGCGGACGCCUCAUCAUCGAGCUGUUCUCCUCUAAUGAUGAGGAAGAUCACCUUGGUGAUGUGAAUCUAUUGCCAGAACGCCGGCCAUGUCGUUCCGGGACGACGUCAAUCGAAGGUGAAGCAUAUUACCAGGCCAUCCUCAAGACCACUGGAUUGAACUACACUGGAAUCUUCCGAGGUAUGAAACACAUUCGUCGAACGCUCGGCUUCUCCAGCGCCCGGGCAUCGUGGCCAGCCGAAGAUGUGGGAGAUCAAUACAUCGCUCACCCAGGCCUGCUGGAUGUUGCACUACAGGCGCUCUUGGCAGCGAAGAUGAACCCUGCCCGCAUCCCCAUGCAAGGGUCAUUUUUGCCUUCGGCAAUGUCUCGCAUGGUAUUCAAUCCUCACGCCCGUAGUCUCUCUGACGAUGGCACGGAAGUGGUGUUUGAGACAGACUGCGUCCUGACGAAGAACAAUGCUCGCUCUUUCGUAGGCGACCUUCAUGUCUUUGGACCCUCGGCGGAAUGCAUACUGCAAAUUGAGGGCUUCCGGAUGGAUAACUGGAAGCAGCUGAGUGCGAAACAAGAUCGCCCGGUGUUCUCUCAUUUGGACUACCAACCAGACCUGUUCCAUGCUAAUGGCAACAACCUUCCUGAGCUCCAUCCAGACGCGGCCGAACAGAAACUCAUUGAAGCAAUCAACAGAUCAUGCCUGUACUAUCUACGCACUUACUUCUCUUCGGUCUCCGAUGCGCAGGUCGCUAGCUGGACCUGGGAUCGUCAGGCAUUCUAUAAUUCAGUAAAACUCGUCUUGCAGCAUACAUCGAACGGCACGCAUCCAAACUUACAGAAAUCUUGGCUCGACGACACGGCUGAUCUGAUGGAGAGCUACAAGCAGACGCCAGCCUUCAAAGAUCAAAUCGACAUGAGAGCUGUGCACGUGGCGGGCGAACACCUGGCCAAUGUCAUGGCAGGGGAGGAGAGGCCGCUGGAAGUCUACCUGCGCGAGAAUGUCUGGGCAAAGCUAUACUCGCAUGGCCGCUAUCAAUUACGGCUGAAUCAGACCAUUGCUGACCUUGUCCGCACCUUCUCCCACCGAUAUCCACGUGCGAGAUAUUGUGAGGUUGGUGGUGGCAGUGGGGGCACAACGCAGAGUAUACUCAGCGCUCUUGGAGAUGCUGUUGGCCAGUACACCUUCACAGACGUCUCGGCAGGCUUCUUCGAGACGACGCGAGAGCGCUUAGCCCAUACAGACGCUGCAGCCGCAGGUCGAGUGGUGUACAAAGUCUUCGACGUGGAGCGAGAUCCUGUCGAGCAAGGAUUCGAGGCUGAGUCCCAAGAUGUGGUUAUUGCCGCAAAUGUGCUCCACGCCACGAGCGACCUGACCAAGGCGGUGCAGAAUGUACGCCGCAUACUGAAGCCCGGAGGAUACUUAUUCAUGCUGGAGGUGACGGGGGAAUUCCUCGAAGGGCUAUUGCUCAUGGGUCCUCUAGAAGGCUGGUGGCUCGGAAAUCGCGAGGGAACGGCCAGCCAGCCUGGAUUGUCACUUCAAGGAUGGGACGACCUCUUCCGAUCAACAGGCUUCACGGGCGUUGACCAGCAUCAGAGUGAUGUCCCGGACCUGGAUACGCACGCAAUCUCAGUGGUCGUCACGCAGGCGACCGAUUCGCGGGUGGAGAUUCUUCGCGAGCCUUUGGAAUUCUUGGACGACUUGCCGCUGAGUGAUCAAGUGUUGAUCAUCGGAGGACAAUCCCUGGCUAUGGCAAAGACCGUUCGAAGCAUCGCGCAGUACGUAGCGCGCUUUGCGGGACGUGUCCAGGUUGUGCAGAGCAUUGACAAGAUUGAUCCCGACAUCCACACGACGGCUCCUACUGCUGUCAUUGCCCUGUGCGAUCUCGAGCGGCCCUUCUUCGCCGACGCCAUCACCGAGACACGGCUUCGGAAGGUUCAAGCUCUCUUUGCACAGGCUACGGAUAUGUUGUGGGUGACUCCGGGCCAUCUCGACGACCAUGACCCGCACGCAGCCAUGAUGGUCGGUCUUUGCCGGACGGUGGUGAUAGAAUUGGAGCAGCUCAAUCUUCAGUUCCUGAACAUGUCUGCGAAGGGCUCUCGGUCAGUGAAUGCUCGCCCGAUCGUUGAGGCGUUUGCUCGCCUUCAGCUCGGCGCUUCAGAGAACUUCCAGCUCCAGCCAGUUCUCUGGUCAAACGAGCCUGAGCUCACGCUUACGUCCGACGGUGAGGUGCUGAUUACACGCUUAAAGCCAGAUUCAGAGCGUAACAACCGGCUCAAUUCCGAUGGACGGCAUAUUAGCAAGGCGGUCGACUCCGUUGACGUGGCUAAGCACAAGUAUACUGCUGUGUCUCGCGAUGGCUCCAUCAAUGUCGAGCAAGCAGAGCCGUGGCUGCUUGGUGUAGGCCGUUGUCAGCAAGAAGUCGAAGGGGCCACUUCAAUUAGAACCCUCUAUUCUGUCACUUUGCCAUGGUCCUCCUCCACAGUCCUCGCCACAGGCUUGGAUAGCAAAGACCAACCCGUCCUCGUCCUCGCCAACGCCCAUUCCUCGAUGGUCUCCGCUGGUCCGACUUCGUCACUAGCGCUCGAGGCGACGACUCCAUGCAACGAACAGCACCUGAGAGCCUGCGCUCUUUCAGUGUUCGCUAGACAAGUCCAUGCCAACAUUCCUCCUAGUCGCACUUUACGAGGACACAAGGUGGUCAUCCAUGGCGCAUCCCCGGCUCUGGCUAAAGUUAUAGCGAAGCUUGCUACGGGUCAGUCGCAACUCGUGUUCACCCAGUCAACGGCCAAUGUCAAGUCGACCCAUGCUCAUGCCGUGCGCCUACAUCCUCGAGCAUCGACGUACAGCCUGCAGAGGUCUCUUCCUGCCAACAUCGGCUACGUUGUAGCACUUGACAGAGACGAUCCGGUCACCACUAAGCUGCUGUCAGUGUUCCCAGGCAUCACGUUCGACCUUGAUGCGCUCCUGCUAGAGGGGAAGAUCUUGCCGCUCGCAGAACUUGGUUCUGUGAUUUCGCAAACCCUAGCAGACAUGGAUGGUACCGUCGAGCAUAGAACAGCAAUAUCAGCACACCACUUGCCCGGUCUUCCAAGUGCUUCGCUUCAAUAUCCUGCUGUCAUCGAUUGGACCAUUCCUCAUGAAAGCUCGCUGCAGGUCACCAUCGGCCCAAUCCGCGGCCAAGGACUAUUCAACCCAAACAAAACAUAUUUCCUGGUUGGUCUUGUCUCAACCCUUGGUCGUUCGAUCUGCAGAUGGAUGGUUGAGAAUGGAGCGCGUCACAUUGCGUUGGCCAGUCGCAGCGCCAAUAUCGAUCCCCAAUGGCUUGAAGAAGUGUCUCAACUCGGAGCCAAGGUCAUGGUCUACCGCAUGGACGUUUCCGACAAGACCAGCGUACAACGGACUGUUGCCACCAUACGCGAUGAGAUGCCACCGAUUGUAGGCGUGGCAAAUGCCGCGCUCGUACUUCGAGACCGACUCUUCCUGGACAUGCAAGCUUCCGACAUGAAUGACGUUCUUGGGCCAAAAGUCAACGGUUCAUUGUACCUUCAUGAGGAAUUCAGUGACCCAACCCUCGAUUUCUUCAUCCUCUUCUCCACCCUGUCAUGUCUCAUUGGAAAUGCCGGCCAGUCUAAUUACGACGCCGCAUCUCUUUACCAAAUCUUUGCCGAAGCUGUGGCAGCAAGCCCUGUCCGGGAAGGCGAGAUCGUGACUUCGACUACCGCAGAGAUCGUAACCGGCAUGGGACCUUACGUGUACGACAGCAACACGCCUAGCGAAUCACAUCCUCAAUGGUACAAGAACAUUCUUGCCUCUCACUACGUUCGAGAGGAAAAAGUGUCCAGCAAUUUGGCCGGUGGAGCAGAUGCUGACCCCUUGUCGGUCGCUGCUCGCCUAGAAGCCUCGACGUCCGAAGGCACUGUCACUGCAGUUCUGACGCAAGCCCUGGCCAGUAGGGUGGAAAGAAUGCUCCAAAUGUCUCCAGGCAGUUUCAAGGCCGACGUCCCCUUGCUAGAUAUGGGCAUUGACUCGCUUCUUGCAGUCGAGUUGCGUACCUGGUUCUUGAAAGAGGUACACGUAGAUGUCCCCGUCCUCAAGCUCCUGAGUGGAGAAAGCGGCGAAUCCAUAUGUGCCUUUGCCGCAUCUCAGUACCUUGCGGAGAAGAGCAAGGUCAACAUAGAAGCAGAUCCUACAGACUCCGCGACCCCCGAGAAAGAUUCGGAUCGUGAUGGGAGGGCAAGCAUAUCAUCUUCGGAUGCCGAACGAUUGAACUCGUCGUCGGGUACUAGUGAUACUGGCGAUUCGGGUGUGGAGAUGAGGAUGAGCGACAGCGAAGCUGAGCACAAAGAGGAGGAAACAGAUGAUGUAGUACCAUCACCGCCGACUCUCAAGAGCACCGCGCCCAUGACCCACGCUCAGACGAGAAUGUGGAUUGCUGACCAAAUGUCAGCAGAUCACACCCGAAACAACAACAUCCUCAUAUAUGACGUGAAAGGUCACGUUCAUAUCGCUCGUCUUCGUCGUGCAGUCGCGACAGUCGUGGCUCACCAUCCGGGACUACAUACCUGUUUCUUCCAGGACGGCACGGAUGCACCACGGCAAGGCCUUCUCGAAACCCCUGUAGAGUGUUUCAAGCACAUUCCCGCGUCGACAGAAAGUCGCGAGGCCGUGAGAGCUACACAGAAUGAGCUACGUGCACGAAAGUGGCGCCUAGAGCAUGGUCAAGCUCUCGAGGUCGUGCUCAUUUCUCAUACGAGCAAUGAACAUACACUGCUGUUCGGUUAUCAUCAUAUCGCGAUGGAUGGCUCCUCUUGGCGCACGUUCUUUCGAGACCUACACAUGGCCUACACAGGUGUAGCUUUGCCGGCUCCUGGCAAAUCUACCAUCUCCCUUGCAAUCGAAGAGGCGACAGAUGAUACUAUCUCCGAUGGUCUGAGCACGUUUUGGUGUCAGCAGUUCUCAACGCUGCCUGAGCCCUUCCCCCUUCUCCCUUUCGCGUCUGUCAAAGCACGGCCAGCUCUGGAGCGACUCUCCAAUCAUACAGUCCUCGCCGAACUUGAUGGAGAGAUAGCCGACCGCAUCAACAUCAUCAGUCGAUCCCUUGGCGUUACAUCUGUUAAUCUGUACCUGGCAGCUGUGCAAGCUCUCCUCUCACGCCUCGCUGAGACGGACGAUAUCUGUAUCGGAGUCACAGACUCUGGUCGUGAUGCCGAGACUGCCGAGAGCAUGGGUUUCUUCGUCAAUAUGCUCCCUGUACGACUUCGAACAUCAACGUCGAGACUUUUCGGGGAACUGGUUCAACAAGUCAACGCGACAUAUCGUGAGGCACGGGCCCAUGCCAACGUACCCUUUGAUUCGAUUCUAGACAAGGUUGGCGUUCGACGUGAUCCAACAUGCACACCUCUCUUCCAGGUCGGCUUCGAUGUCCGUCCUGGACAGUCCGCUGCGAUGCCGCUCGGGAACUGUCAAUUGAAUAUCUGCGACUCUAUCGACUCGACCACGCCAUACGAUAUCACCUUCCUCGUCGUUCCGAUGCCUGUAUCUGGACCUUCUUUCGUUCAAGUCUUCACACGCGCAGAUCUCUACUCCCGGGAGGCCACUGAGCUCCUGGCACAAAUGUACAUCACACUUUUGAGCAACGCGAUUCACCAGUCCGUGGUCGACUUUCCUCUCGAGAAUCUUCAGAUCUAUCCUCGCGCUAUGGUCCAGAAAGCCCUCGAACAUGGUAAGCCCGAUCGCAAAGCCUUUGCUGAUUGGCCAUCGACCAUAACAGCAAGAUUCGAUCAAAUCCUGACCGUCCAUUCCACUUCCACGGCUGUGAAGGAUCUCUCUGGCUCCUUGACCUAUGCUGAAUUGGCCCAUGCCAUCAUGUCCUUGGCUGUCCGCAUCCUUCCCUACCGAGGCCGUCGCAUUGCUGUCAUCUGUGAGCCCCUGCGGGAGUGGGCAAUCAGUAUGCUCGCCAUUCACCGAGUCGGUGCAACAUUUGUUCCACUGGAUGCAACACUCCCUCCCGCGAGGCUUGUAGCCAUGCUGCGGGCAUCUGAGGCCGACGUAGUCCUGUGCCAUACCGCAACCAGUGUGCUUGCCUCUCAAGUGGUGUCUGAUUCUGGCUCAAAGGCUCAACCACUUUUACUAGAGGACACACCGAUGUUGUGCGACCCAGCUCAAGUGGUGGACAAUUUGGAGAAAGCAUUGACGCCGUCUACAAUCAUCUGCACAAGUGGAACGACUGGUGCACCCAAGGCCAUCUUGCUUACCGCUCGUGGUCUGCUCAAUUGGGUUGCCAAUCAACAUGACCUGCUGGGUGUCAAGAAGGGCGAGGUUGUACUUCAGCAGAGCAAUCUCGGGUUCGACAUGGCUAUUGCACAGCUUUUGUUGGCCUUCUGCCACGGAGGGACACUGAUUAUCGCUCCGCAGGCAAGCCGUGGAGACCCGGUGGCUUUGACCAAUUUGAUGGUGAAGGAGAACGUCGGCCUGACCAUCGCUACUCCAACCGAGUAUCUUAUGUGGCUAUGUUACAGCGGCGACGUUCCGUCUCGUAUCAGUCACUGGCGUUUAGCAAUAUGUGGUGGAGAAAAACUUCCGUCCACCCUUCGCAGAGAAUUUGAGGCCCUCCCUCACCGUCCACGUUUCACCGACUGUUACGGACCAGCUGAGACCACCAUUUGCUGCACGAUGCCUCAUGACACAGGCAGGCCUGCCGAGGAUCCGCUCACAAUAGGCGCAACAUCAAUCGGCCGCCCUCUUGCUAACGUUGGUAUUUUCAUCAUCGACUCUCAAGGUCACAUCUGUCCACCAGGCAUUCCUGGAGAAAUCAGCAUCACGGGAGAUGCGCUCGCUCUUGGCUAUGUGGAUCCAAUCGCUACUGCGAAGGCCUUUGUCGACAGCCGUAGCUACACCAUUGACUCCCGGGAAGGCAUCAGGCUUGAAGAAGGAACAAUGUACAAGAGCGGCGAUCGUGGCGUUUGGCGCUCUGACGGCACUCUUGGCUUCUUGGGUCGACUAAGCAACGACACGGUUGUGAAGAUACGAGGUAUCCGGGUCGACUUGAGUGAUGUUGAACACGCCAUCCUAUCUCAAGGCUCGCAUCUCAUUUCUGACGCUGUCGUCACUUUACAUCAGGACAACGAUGAUGUCCUUCUAGUGGCGCAUAUCAGCCCAGCUAUCAAGAACAAUGACGCGCUCGAGGCACCGCUCGAAGACUUCAUGCGACAGCUAGCGCUUCCGCGACACAUGAAGCCCACUCGCGUUGUGCUCUACACGAAAUUGCCAAUGAACGCAAAUGGUAAAGCGGACCGGGGAAUACUGGCUCGCACUCCACUGCCUCCACGGAAAGCCAGUGCUGAACAUCACGAGGGACCUGCUGCUGGCAUGGCGAUGCUGAAGCAGGUGGAGCUGCAUCUGCUAUGGCAACGCGCUCUUGGUCGUACGGACGUUCCUCGUCGUACGGACGUUGACUUCUUGGCCAUCGGAGGCUCAUCUCUGCACUUGGUGAAGCUCCAGGCAGCGAUUCGUACAGAUAUGCUCGUCACCCUAUCCAUUCGAGAUAUGUUCAUGCACAGCACGCUAGGAGGUAUGGCCGACUUGAUCACGAACCGCUCCGCCGACCAGUCUACUCCUGACCGAAUCGACUGGGACCAGGAGACAAGGCUCAGCGAAGAUAUGGUACUGGCAUUGAGAUGGCAACAUAUCAUGGACAGGUCGUCUCCCCGAGACACAUCCGAGGUCCUGUUGACUGGUGCAGAUAGCUUCCUUGGUGGCCACAUUCUGCGUGCUCUACUUCGCGAUCCCGCCAUCCAACGGGUUCACUGUCUCGCAGUGGAGUCAGUUCCCGCGGAUGUCGAUGCCCGGCGCGUUGCUGUGUACGAAAGCAGCCACAGUCUACGCCAACAGAAUCUUGGCUUGAGCGAAGAUAGCAUUUCCCGUCUCGUGGAAGGCGUGGACCGAAUCAUCAUCGCCGGAAGUACUGGCCACUGCUUGAACAACUACUUCUCACUCCGACAAACGAAUGUGGCCAGCACGAAACUCCUCGCCAAAUGGGCGGCUCGUCGCCGUGUGCCGCUCCACUACAUCUCUUCCAGCCGAGUGACACUGCUUCACGCAGACUCACAGGCCGCGCUCCCACCGAUCAGCGUGAAAGAGCACCAGCCACCGCUGGAUGGAUCGGAGGGCUACACGGCAUCCAAAUGGGCCAGCGAAGUCUUCCUCGAAGGCGUGGCAGAAGCAGCAGGAGGCGCAUUCCCCAUCACGAUCCAUCGUCCUUGUGCACUGCUCGGAGACGAAGCUCCUUCCGACGACGCGCUGAACGCCAUCCUCGAAUUCUCGGCCAGGAUGGCGGCAAUCCCUCGCGUCUCGCAAAUGGCCGUCCACGGAUUCUUCGAUUUCGCGCGCAUUGAGACCGUCUCGGCGGAUAUUGUGGGCGAUGUGCUUGCGCGGCCGCAGCCACAACAUCUUCGCUUCCGUCACUACAGCGGAGGGGUCAGAGUGCCGCCGAGCGAUUUCAAAGGCUAUAUGGAAGCAUUCUAUCAGAAGGAGUUUGUGGAGGUGGAGUUGGACGAAUGGCUGGCGAGGGCGUUGGAGUUGGGCAUUGAGCCGCUGAUUACGGUGUACUUGCGGGCGACGUAUGGGAGUGUUGGGAAUCGCAACAUCGUAUUUCCCUACAUGGGC
Molecule: messenger RNA, 11895 nt
Organism: Pseudocercospora fijiensis CIRAD86
Lineage: Eukaryota; Fungi; Ascomycota; Dothideomycetes; Mycosphaerellales; Mycosphaerellaceae
Exons: 5
Biological process (GO): secondary metabolite biosynthetic process; fatty acid biosynthetic process
Molecular function (GO): fatty acid synthase activity; phosphopantetheine binding; 3-oxoacyl-[acyl-carrier-protein] synthase activity
Source: RefSeq, a predicted model, not a curated record